This is a messenger RNA of Verruconis gallopava, 570 nucleotides long. RefSeq lists its product as uncharacterized. NCBI's taxonomy places the organism in Eukaryota, Fungi, Ascomycota, Dothideomycetes, Venturiales, Sympoventuriaceae. The transcript has a single exon. The coding region runs from base 1 to 570 and encodes 189 amino acids. The record is from RefSeq and is a predicted model, not a curated record.
AUGCAAAUUCCAUUCUCGUCGCGUCGCGUCAGUCUUCUGCGGAUGAUUUCACAUGUCGCUCCAGAAUUGUUGGACGUUAGUGCAAACACUCGGAACCAAAGGCGGCUCCACUUCAGGGCAGCAGCGGGCUCUAGAUGCGGAGAAGACGUGGUCAGUCGGUAUGUUACUGUUCAGGACUUGAUCGAGCGCGCGAAUCUCGGUUCUCCAGGGUUCAGCGGGAACAUGGGGAAGAAAAAGGUUAACUUUAUUUUCCACGGAACUCUUUCACGUCAAGCUUCCAGACUCCCAUUUCACGUGGGUACGCCACGAUUGGAGCAAGGCAAGAACCAGAAAACUGGUGCGUAUGUAGUUUGGAUUUGCGGGGCCCGUGGGGCCAUUGACGCUACCGCGGCCAGGUCUGCACGGAGAUCUGUGGUCACGAAUUCUGCUGAAAUCACAACUCUAGGUGGUCAAGAUCUUGGGACGCAGAUCUACCUCGCCGAGGGUGUUUGUGGGAAUGAACCGGAGCCUGGCCACACGCGUCGAGCGAACCACCUGUUCCCCGAACGGUCGAUUCGUUCCGGAGCCUGA